Messenger RNA from Penaeus monodon (black tiger shrimp), 1278 nucleotides. RefSeq names its product zinc finger protein 501-like. Gene Ontology annotation, biological process: regulation of transcription by RNA polymerase II. The transcript has 9 exons. The coding region runs from base 1 to 1278 and encodes 425 amino acids. The record is from RefSeq and is a predicted model, not a curated record. NCBI's taxonomy places the organism in Eukaryota, Metazoa, Arthropoda, Malacostraca, Decapoda, Penaeidae. Gene Ontology annotation, cellular component: nucleus. Gene Ontology annotation, molecular function: DNA-binding transcription factor activity, RNA polymerase II-specific; RNA polymerase II transcription regulatory region sequence-specific DNA binding.
AUGACGGCGACGGCGACGAUGAAUGACAGGGAAUUAAAACCGAACCGCAAACGGAGGAAAACAGUGACGGGUGAUGAUGGUCUGGCCAGUAUGAACAGCACCAAGAACUUCAAGUGCUCCUACUGCAAGAAGGUGCUGAGUUCCAAACGUAACCUUCAGCAACAUGAGCGUAUGCAUACAGAUAGAGUUUUGAAGCAUCAUGAAGCCAUGCAUGCAGCUACAAAGAAUUUCCAGUGUUCACAGUGUGAAAGAAAAUUUGUUACCAAAAAUCCAAACUGUAAACAGCAUGAGAAACUUCACACCAGGGAGAAACCCUAUGGAUGUUCAAUGUGCAGCAUGAACUUUGCCUUGAAAAAUGAAUUAUACAAACAUAAAGAAUCUCAUAUAGGAAAAGGAAAGUCAGACCUGGGAGAGGACUUUACCAGUCUAUCAACAUCAAAAAAACAUGAGAUGUCAAAUGAGAGGGAAAAGAGUGAUAAAAAUCUUACUGUAACAGAUGAUGAUCUUGGUGCACAAAAUGAAUAUGGUUCACAGGACAGUAAUCAUGGUGUAGAAGAUAGCAAUCUUGGUGUUCAAGUACGGUUUGGAUGUUCACAGUGUGAGAAAAACUUUAAGUCCAAAGCAAGUUUAAGGAGACAUGAAAAAGGAAAACAUAUGAGCAAGAAGCCUUUGCACUGUACACAAUGUGAGAUGAAAUUUAUGACUGUGCUGGAUUUACAGCAGCAUGAGAAGAAGCACAACAGCAAGCAGGAUUUUGUAUGUCAGUAUUGUGCUGCAUGCAUCCUCAGAAAUCAUGUAAAAAUUGACCAGGGUGGUAAUCCAUUGAAGGUCCCCUCUGUGAAAAGGGAGUUUCGUAGGGAAUCUCAGCUGAAUAAUCAUGUUGAAGAAGGCCAGAAGGAUGCCAGGAGUGAAUAUGUAGCUGAGAAAUCAUCAUCAAAAGCAUUACUAAAGGAGGAGAGGCCUUCCCAACAGAUACAAAAUGGAUCUCCCACAAAGGAUGCUUGUUCUUCUACUCUCAGUGCAAAGAUACACCCAGAUAAUAAACAAUUUGGAUGUUCAUAUUGUGAUAGAAGAUUUACACUUGAAAGAAGUUUAAAAGCUCAUGAGGAAAGAAUGCAUUCUAGCAUUGAGACAUAUCAUUGUUCUCAAUGUGAUAAGAAAUUCAAUAGGUUCAAGCUUUUGUCACAUCUUAAUGCCCAUUUAGGAACUAGUGCUUGGGGAAAGAACAUUUCUGGUGUUACUCUUGUGAUAAGAAAUUUGAAAGUAAGUGUCUUUUAA